AUGGCAAUGGAGGAGGUCAGAGCUCUGCUUUAUCUGUGCCUGCUGUCGCAGGCUGUCGCUCUUCCACUGCCGCGGGUAGUAUAUGAGCAACCCUCGCCCGAUUUAUACUCUCGACCGCAGGCCUGGGAGCUAAGACCAGCCGGAAUAGAACCGUUCACGGCCGGUGACGCCGCGCCCGACGUGCAAGCCGCGUUCAUCCACUCCUACAUCCAGAGCCGGUUCGACCCAGAGCGCCCGUACAUCCAGAUGGUUGUUCCUCGUAUACAGACGGAUGAGUCCGUCAGCGAGGACAGGUUUAACCCUUUUCGCGUUCUUCCAACUAGGCCAACAGUUCCAUCACCCGAAACUCCGACACCUGCCAUGUGCAAGAACGAAUCUCUAAACGAGACUUCGAUCAACGGUACCAACGCCACCGCCUGCACCCCACCAACCAAAGAGAAGGAAGUCAAACCAGCAACAGCUCUGUUUAUGUUGGCCGACGGCACAACUCUUUACUCUGUAGGCAAGGAAGACGCGAAUGAGGAGUCGCUUCUGAACGGGGCAUACGAGCUGGCGUACGUGGCACAUAGACCAGUCGCACCCGCAGCCUCACCGUAUCCGGUAGCUCAGUACGUCGACUACAACCAAAUAAAUAAGGACAGAUUUUCAUUCUUCGGGAGCCCUGGGUAUUAUGAGCCGGUGUAUAUUUACAAGCCGGUCUACCCGGCUCGUUCACGCAGCUACGACGUGUAUUACUACCUGCCCCACGGUACCCAGAGCCGGCAACAGCAGACUAGCUCCAGCUCCGAAGCUCAGUCCGCGCCUGACAGGACCGAAAAAGAGGAAGAAAGAGGUGGAGGGGAAUCAAGCGAGGAGAUUGCAAGGACAGAGGUCUUGGCACGACACCCGGCGCCAAGCGCCGAAAAGGAAGAGGCCAGCGAAAUUGCCAUGGCAAACGCAGCGGGGGAGGCGGCAGACCAGGAGGCGCUGCAACAGGAGGCCUUGCUCAACGCUCUCAGUACCGAGAUAGAGACAGAGCUGCAGGGAGCCACGACAACAGUUGCCGAGUCGGCGCCAGGGGAAGACGAUCUGAUAACAAAGGCAGCAAAGGAGGAAUUAGCUCAACUGAUGGAUCACGACGACAGUAAUGAUUACUGGGAGAACGAACUGGAGAGGAUCAGCAACAAAGACCUAAUCAAUGCCGUGGAGGUAGUUCUCCAGCAACUGAAUAGCCGACUAGGUAAUAAGCAGUAGCCUUGCAUUCACAUAUAUACUAGGACAAUAAUGUACCCGUUGCAGCAAUGUUGCCUUACCCAUAACUCAUGAUUGUAAUCAUUGUUACUGUGUUACUGGGC
Molecule: messenger RNA, 1334 nt
Organism: Geodia barretti
Lineage: Eukaryota; Metazoa; Porifera; Demospongiae; Tetractinellida; Geodiidae
Source: the annotation of a GenBank genome assembly